AGACACCAUCGCUGGAAUGCACGCUCCGGUGGAUUUUCCGUUAGCCUUAAGGCCUAAGGCAACGUCGGCGAGGGCGGUUUAGAUUUGCUUGGGUCCAUAGACUAACCUAUAAGAGAGCCGGUGAAUGGAGAAUCCCCACGGCACUUCGCAGCAUGCGUUUCCUUUGGUCUGUUUUGUUCUCUCAGAUCCUUGCUGUUGUCAUCGCACAGCGGAGUCCAAUAUCUCUCGACAUCAUCUCUGGUGCUCCCGCCUCAGGACAGAGCAAGGUACACCUCACCUCCAGCGCAACAGGUUUCGAUGCACCUAAAGCGUUGCCAAUAAACGGCUCCAGCUUCGAUUGGUACUACUUCGAUAUCAUUUCAGAAGACUCAAGGUCCAGUAUUUUUUUGGCCUUCUUCCUCGCCCCCAUAUCGAGCCUGUGGGAUAACCUUCCAGUAUUUCCGACUGCAGUAUGGACAGACGCAUUUAUUUCUCUACCAGAUGGUUCUGCUCUGAAUCUCGAUGCGGGCGGCAAUGACCUGAUAGUCAUGACCACGGUCAAUGGCAGCUCCGGAACGCUCAAUGGGACGGGCUGGGGCUGGGCUGGUGUUCCCGAUAUGUCGUUCUACGAGGUUAUCAUCGACUCCCCGGAAACAGGAGUUCAAGGCACGCUUACAUUCAAAUCCACGGCUCCAGCGCAUUUUCCGUGCGCUCCUAUCACAGCAUCCGGUGAACAGUCGUUCAUGCUUGGGUCUGCCCCUUUCGGAUGGGCAAACGCUGUCCCGGACGCGAACGCGAACGUUGACAUCGUCAUUAACGGGACCGAAGUCAAAUUCUCCGGCGCUGGAUACCAUGACAAGGCAAGCAUUCUUGCAGGCAACUGGGGUCCCACCGCUGUUGAUACCGUAGCCAAGUCCUGGUUAUGGGGUCAUGCGCGUUUCGGCUCAUACACUAUCGUUUGGUACGAUCUCAUCUCGCCCGACGGCUCCGAGCACGUCAGCAGCUACAUAUCUCGCAAAGGCAAGGUGCUCGCCGCGUCAUGCUCGAAUAUGACCGUUCGCCCGACUGGCGCGAACAGCGUCUUCCCGCCUGUCUUCGGCAGUGGCCCACCUGGCGGUUUCCACAUCAGUGCAUACGUGGAGGGCGAGGGGCAGUUGGAGCUCGACGUGAAUCACACGACACUUAUCCUUGGUGAUUCAAACAUUACUAUGUAUCGCUGGUCCGGCAUGGUCAGGGGAGGGUUCAAGGAUGAUCGUCACGGAAUCACAUUGGACGGUCCUGCCAUGUACGAGCUGUUCGCAUUCUAGUCGCAUUGUUACCGCGGGUUUCGGACAGUUUAGCUUGC
Molecule: messenger RNA, 1324 nt
Organism: Phanerochaete carnosa HHB-10118-sp
Lineage: Eukaryota; Fungi; Basidiomycota; Agaricomycetes; Polyporales; Phanerochaetaceae
Exons: 3
Coding region: 153-1286 (377 amino acids)
Source: RefSeq, a predicted model, not a curated record